UGGAGGCGCCUGUCGUCUUCGCCGGUACAACCAUAACGCCGCCCGCCCUAAAACGCCCGAGACGGGAAACGGUGGACUCAUCCCCGCCACCCGCUCGCAUUGCAUCAACAACCGGUAAUCCCGGAUCUUCGGCCGAAAUACAAUCCUGCAUUAUGGAGGCACCAUUAUCACAGAGCAUGGAUUCGGUCAAUACCGUGGCUAAUGGAGAGGACGAGGUACGCACCUUGUUCGUGAGUGGCUUGCCGAUGGACGCCAAACCGAGGGAGCUCUAUCUACUUUUCAGAGCGUACGAGGGGUACGAGAAUUCACUGCUCAAAGUGACGAGUAAAAAUGGGAAGACGGCGUCGCCGGUGGGUUUUGUAACGUUUCACACAAGAGCAGGAGCCGAGGCAGCGAAACAAGACUUACAGCAGGGGGUUAAAUUCGAUCCUGAUAUGCCACAAACCAUACGUUUGGAAUUUGCAAAAAGUAACACAAAGGUUAGCAAACCCAAGCAACCAGCCGCUGCAGCAGCCACCUCGCACCCCGCUCUGAUGCACCCUCUAACCGGACACUUAGGAAGCCCCUUCUUCCCAGGUGGACCCGAACUGUGGCACCAUCCACUGGCAUACUCAGCAGCGGGCGAAUUACCCGGAACACUUCAGCAUGCGACACUCGUGCAUCCUGCGUUACAUCCACAGGUCCCCGCUCCAAUGUCUCUGCCGCAUCCAACAACCCUGACGUCAAUCCACGCAUCGUUACCCCACUUUCUACCAUCUCCAGCAUUAGCAUCACCAGUUGGUUCAUCAUCGUCUCAACCAAGUAUUGCUGUUAGUAAUGCUCCAUGCUCCACUCUCUUUGUUGCUAAUCUCGGACAAUUUGUGUCUGAGCACGAACUCACCGAGAUCUUCAACAGUUUUACUGGUUUCUGUCGGCUUCGUAUGCACACGAAGGGAGGCUCACCCGUUGCCUUCAUCGAAUUCCAAGACGUUCGCUACGCGGCCCAAGCAAUGGCCGCCCUGCAAGGAUCCCUACUCCUCUCCUCCGAUCGUGGACCGAUAAGAAUUGAAUAUGCAAAGUCUAAAAUGGCCGAGGUGGGCUUUACAAAUCUCUGGAUCGAAGGAUCAAAGGGAGAAAAAAACGGGCAACCUUAAGAUCGACAUAAAUGGCAUGUGAAAACGAUGCCGUCAGGAAGACGUGACUCCUCGAUCAGCCAGCAAAUACAAAUGUGCAAUUCACAAUUGUCCGCUCGGAGUUCCGGCAAAAUUCAACAUUUCAUAGACCUUCUUUUUCCAUUUCAACAAGAUUAGAGUAAACGUACGGGAGAAGAGGACGAGACGGAAGCAGGCAUUCUGCAAGAGCACUGUGCGGCGCUGGUUUCGGUGAAAAUCUGAGUAAAAUUACACUAGGAAAAAAAUUCAGCACCUCUGGGAGGAUUCUCCCCUGAAUUUCAUUAGGAAAAAUUUACGUUGAUAUGAAAAUUAUUGAAAGUAUUUACAAAGCGCGAUUAAUAGGUGAAAACAAUUGUUGAACUUUCUUUUUCUAGCCUUAGGAAAGGUGCGACUAUUGUCGCACCACUAUUUCCAGUGAUUAAUGUUGAAUUUCAAUGGAUGUUGGCUUUAUUUGUCUUAUUUAUUCAAUUACUGAUGGCAGUCGCGAUGAUUUUAACAGGAUAAUGUGACAGCAGUACUAUUAUUCGCCUUGAUGAAUUUAACUCUCGAGUAAUUCGGGAAAAUUUCUUGGGAAUUUUCAUUCUCAGUUGAAGAUCAAUUUUCUCUGCAUUUUAAAAUUAACGACGAGGGUGGGGGGAAGACUUAUCUGCUUUAUAUAAAUCCGUCAACGCUCACCGCUGUCUCCCGGAUGUACAUAAAACGAAAGUAAACCAAAAAAAAAUGUUUUUAAACAGUCGUUGACGCCCGAAACAUCUAAUCACAAUUUUUCUGUUCCCUGUGCAAUUGAAGCAAUUGGGAUAAUCGUACGUGUAUGAUUAACAAGCAAAAUUCAAUAUUCAACGAGCAAUGAAUUUGCUCGGGAAUGUAAACAACCAAUGAAUCAUCGUAAAUUUAAAUUGCAUACACGAACAUCAAGCUUAAUACCAAAGGUGCCCUAAGAAACGUGUAUUUAUGUUUUUAAUCAUCACUAUCACGUUUUAAUAUCGUGAUUUAACUUGUUAAAAAAAAAGAAUUAAAUUAAACUAGUGAUGGGAGGUAAAAUGAGAGCAAGAUUUUUUGAGUGAACAAAAUAAUCUAUAGAGAAGAGAGAAAAGUUAAUCGAGUGAGAGAUGAAAUUAAAGAGAAAAAAAAGAGUAACAAGUGAAAUUAAUUGUCCUUAGGCAAUGAAUGAGAGUAAAAGCAUUGUAAUAACAUUAUUAAACGAAUGUGAACAUAUCAUAGGUUUAAGGCGAUUUAUGGGGUGUAUCGAGGGUUGGAAAUAUUGAAAUUCAAAAAAUUUGAUGGGUGAAAACAACGGAAAAUACAAAAAAAUAACAGAACGUGUGGAGUGUGUUGCAGAGUUGGAGAAAAGUGAAAAUUGUAACUUAUUACUUUCAGUGUAUUUGUAAUAAGGGAGCGAGUAGGAGAGGUGUGCCCCGUGUACUAGAAUGACGGCCAACUCGGCACGUAAUUUGCCCAAGUGCCUUCCCGUUGGUCGAGUCAUGCUAACUGUACCGUAAGUCACGUCCCGUGUAACUGUCAAAUACCGUCACAGAGACCGGAUAAAUCCCCCGACCCAAUUUUUACAAACUCUUCAUUCUCCAGCUGAGAGAUAAAUCCCAUCAAUUUACUUUGGAAAAUCCUAUUUUUCAUUUCGAAUGAAUCCCCCCCCCCCCUCCCCCCUCUCCCAAGGUAUUUUCUGUCACAAAACAUUAAUACGAGGAACUAAUCACGAAAGAAGUUUAAUGUCAAAUUUUAAGAUCCUGAAAUAUUUUUUUUAGUUUCAGAAGAUUUCAAAGGAUUUAUGGAUUUAUAUUUCAUGUACUUUCAGAGGAGAAAAAAUUACUGAAAUGUGGAAAGAAUUUUGCGCCAUGAAUUGUCAGCCGAAAGAGAAUGGAAAAAUAUGAAGGAUAACUUUGAGAAUUUGUUCAUUCUCUAGGAAUUGAAGAGAACGAGUUGAAAGUGAUCUGAAAGGAACAAAUAAUUCUAAGAGGUGUUUGAAGUUGGGAGGUGGUGACAAGUGUGGGCGCCGCCAUUUUGGAUACCCCUUCCCUCUUCUGCAGGGGGCUUUCAAGAUGGCGGCGCCUCCACCUCGCAUUUUUAAACAUUCAUUAAGAGUUUUUAUUCUCUUCGGAUAAUUUUUAACUCAUGUCAUCUAGUUUCAAUAAAAGGAACAAAUUUUUCAAGCCAUCUUCCAGAUUUUUCGGAAUUUCAAGAGAUUUUGAAGAAUUUCAAAGACACUUUGAAAGACUUCACAUACUCAGGCCAAAAAAAAUCUGAAAUGUCGGAAAAACAAAAAGUUGAGAAAACCUAAAGAAUAGCUUGAAAAAAUUGUUCAUUCUCUAGGAGCUAGAGGUAACGAAUUGAAAGCGAUUCGAAGGGAACAAAUAAUUCUAAGAGAUGUUCAAAGUUGCGAGGUGGUGACAACUGUGGGCGCCGCCAUUUUGGACACCCCUUCCCUCUUCUGCAAGAGGCUUU
This is a messenger RNA of Diachasma alloeum, 3608 nucleotides long. Its product is annotated as protein couch potato. Gene Ontology annotation, molecular function: mRNA binding. The transcript is spliced from 9 exons. Bases 153 to 1133 code for a protein of 326 amino acids. The record is from RefSeq and is a predicted model, not a curated record. NCBI's taxonomy places the organism in Eukaryota, Metazoa, Arthropoda, Insecta, Hymenoptera, Braconidae.